Molecule: messenger RNA, 2173 nt
Organism: Prosopis cineraria
Lineage: Eukaryota; Viridiplantae; Streptophyta; Magnoliopsida; Fabales; Fabaceae
Product: LEAF RUST 10 DISEASE-RESISTANCE LOCUS RECEPTOR-LIKE PROTEIN KINASE-like 1.1
Exons: 4
Coding region: 10-1893 (627 amino acids)
Biological process (GO): protein phosphorylation
Molecular function (GO): protein kinase activity; ATP binding
Source: RefSeq, a predicted model, not a curated record
CCCUUGGGAAUGGCUUCAGUUUCUGUGUUUCCUUUCCCCUUGUUUCUCUUUCACUUUGUACUUCUUUUCCUGGCUGGUUAUGGAAAUGGGAACCAUGAGAAGUGUCCUACAUCUUUUGAUUGCGGACAAUUUGGGAGCCUCCACUUCCCUUUCACUAAGCCAGAACUGCAACACUGUGGCUUUAUGACCAUAUAUGGUUGUGAAUCUCCAGUUAAAACGAUUCAACUGGAAAAGAAUGGAAAACCAUUACUGCUUACAAAUGUCGUUCAGCAGGAGAAUAUCAUCACAGUUUUUGACCUAGAUCUGCGCGAGCAUUUGAAGCAUAGAACCUGUGAAGUUUUCAACAGUAACGUGACUCUUCCUCUAAAUUCUCCUUUGGCUUCCUUUCAUAUCAAACACAACGUGACUCUGUUCAUAUGCAACCACGACCUCCACAUCAGCACCCCCAAUGGUUUCAUCAAUCAUGUCUGUCCUGACUACGAUAUCUUUAGUCACGACUUACACGGGCUUCCUCCUCCUAUUAUUGACCAGGCAUUUGGAUCUUUUACUACUUGCUCGAUUCUUCAGCUUCCUUGUAAGAACCUGACAUAUACCACAGAUUUUUCAUCAUUCUUUUGUGGUGAAAUAGAUAUUGAAGUGCAAUUAUCUGAUGAUUGUGACAAGUGCUACAACCACAAAGGCGGCCAAUGUCUAGUUGACAAUCACAAUAACUUUUACUGUGACACAGCAGAGACUGGGAGUAUGCUAUUCAACUUGGAGCUUGGACUUGGGCUUGGAGGUAAGGUUCAUUAUCCUUUUCUUCAAAGCCUUUUAAAGAUCCUUGGGAUCUCCUCCUUUGCAGGUUUAUUUAUUGGAUUUACAGGCUUUCUAAUCAUAAUUUGGUGGCUCCUUAAACAGCAUUACAAGCAAAAAUAUGCAUUUUCAAGCAUCCAAUUGCAAUCAAUAAACAGUGAUGCAAUUGAUCCCAGUUCUGAUACUGAUUUAGAAAGUGGCAGGUAUUUUGGGAUCCGCCUAUUCUCUUACGAGGAGCUUGAAAAAGCAACAAAUAAUUUUGACCGUUCCAGAGAACUUGGGAAUGGAGGCUUUAGCUCUAUUUACUAUGGAAAACUCCAAGACGGACGAGAAGUUGCAGUGAAACGUCUAUAUAACCAUAACUAUCGACGACUUGAACAGUUUCUAAAUGAAGUUGUGAUCUUCACUCGCUUGCGCCAUGAAAACCUUGUGUCUCUUCAUGGCUGCACCUCCCACCACAGUCGUGAACUUCUCCUUGUGUAUGAAUAUGUUCCAAAUAGCACUGUUUCAUGUCAUCUUCAUGGUAAGCUAGCCAACCGUCAUUUACUACCAUGGCCUAUAAGAAUGAAGAUAGCCAUAGAAACUGCAGCUGCAUUGGCUUAUCUUCAUGCUUCUGAAAUCAUCCACUGUGAUGUCAAAACUGACAAUAUUCUCCUAGGCAACAGUUUUUCUAUCAAGGUUGCAGGUUUUGGACUUUCACAAUUGUCCCUCAUCCAUGACACUUGUGUUUCCACUACCCCACAAGGGACCCCUGGUUAUACUGACCCAGAAUCUAACCAAGGCACUCAACUUACUAGCAAAAGUGAUGUCUAUAGCUUUGGAGUUGUACUCAUUGAGUUGAUAUCAUCUCUGCCAGCAAUUGAGAUGAGCAGGCAUAAAGAGGAGAUAAUUCUGGCAAAUCUAGCUAUAAAGAAAAUUCAGAAAAGCACACUAUGGGAGCUAGUUGAUCCUUCUCUUGGUUUUGAGUCAGAUAAUGAGGUUAGGAGGAUGAUAGUUUUAGUGGCAGAGCUGGCUUUUCAGUGUUUACAGAGAGACAAGGAAUUGAGACCUUCCAUAGACGAGGCUUUGGAGAUACUAAGAAGAAUUGAGAGUGGGAAAUAGGAACUCAAUCAUCUAGAGGAAGCAAAUAAUCAUGGGGAAACAGGGAUUUUGCCUGGCAUACUAUACAUUCACCAUCACCUCCUUCACCAGACAACGAUGAGGCUAUAUUGUUGGGAAAAAAAAAAAUAGUCACUGCCUUCAACAAAAGACGUACUGAAAAGUGGCAUAAUGGGGUUAAUUACUUCUAAUGUCGGUGAUAAGUUAAUGGCUUAUUUUAUUUGGUAAGGAUUAAUUUACACACCACGUCAUGUAAAUAUAAAACGAAAAGCUAAAACUAGAG